AUGAAUCAACUCAUCGUCUUCCUCGUCGCUCUUGUCGCCGUCGUCGCUGCCCAAUUCGGACUCGGCGGAGUCAUGGGCGGAAACCGCGGCGGUUUCGGUCAGCAAGGAUUCGGACAACAAGGAUUCGGUCAGCAUGGAUUUGGACAACAAGGAUUCGGUCAGCAAGGAUUCGGAGCGCAACGAGGAUUCGGUAAUCAAGGUUUCGGAGGACAGCGGGGAUUCGGACAGCAAGGAUUCGGUCAGCAAGGAUUCGGACAACAAGGAUUCGGUCAGCAAGGAUUCGGAGCGCAACGAGGAUUCGGUAAUCAAGGUUUCGGAGGACAGCGGGGAUUCGGACAGCAAGGAUUCGGUCAGCAAGGAUUUAACAACCAAGGAUUCGGUGGGCAACGUGGAUUUGGAAAUCAAGGAUUCGGUGGACAGCGCGGUGCAUUCGGCGGAAACCAAGGAUUUGGUGGAGCUCGAGGAGGAUUCGCCGGAUUCGGAAAGUAA
Molecule: messenger RNA, 489 nt
Organism: Caenorhabditis bovis
Lineage: Eukaryota; Metazoa; Nematoda; Chromadorea; Rhabditida; Rhabditidae
Source: the annotation of a GenBank genome assembly